This is a messenger RNA of Dalotia coriaria, 1904 nucleotides long. Its product is annotated as protein odd-skipped. The transcript is spliced from 3 exons. The record is from RefSeq and is a predicted model, not a curated record. The coding region runs from base 136 to 1317 and encodes 393 amino acids. Gene Ontology annotation, molecular function: DNA-binding transcription factor activity, RNA polymerase II-specific; RNA polymerase II transcription regulatory region sequence-specific DNA binding. Gene Ontology annotation, cellular component: nucleus. Gene Ontology annotation, biological process: embryo development; embryonic hindgut morphogenesis; embryonic pattern specification. Lineage: Eukaryota; Metazoa; Arthropoda; Insecta; Coleoptera; Staphylinidae.
ACGAAAUCAGUUACCGUCGGACGUUCGCACCGAUCGGUUGCAAACAGCCUCAGAGAUAGCGCUGAUACAAACUUUUUUUCUAUCGCUUGCGCAAAUCAUCAGUGAUCAUCAAGAGUAGUGAACCCCUGGUGUACCAUGUCCAUCGAGUACGGAGAUUUUAAAGAAUACAACGAGUACAAGAGCAAAGAUUUCGAGAUGAACGUCAAUGUGAAUGAUUCCGCUAUCGGGAACGAGUCUCCGCAGUCGAAACAACAAGUGUACAGAUUUGUACAGCCGCUAAUGGCGCCACCCGCAGGCGAAAUUAAGCAGGAAGCGGAUAGCACAUCCCCCCUGCUGACGCCCCCGCACACGCCCACUUAUAGUCCGCCUCCUGCGGCACCGGCCGCCUUCUACCACCACGCCGCGCACCCCGUGCAGCAACCGCACCACCCGCAGCAUUACCAUCCAUACGCGCCGCCCCACGCGCAGGAAUACGCCGGCUUCGGAUCGAUGUCCCCGUACAAUGCGCUCUUCAUGAACCAAUGGCUGCGCAACGCAGCGCUGUAUCAUGCGCGCCUGCAGCAGCAGCAGCAACAACAGCACCACCACCAUCAUCAUCAUGCCGCCGACGUGCGCACCCCGGGCCGCCCACCUGCACCCCUCAAAAUGACUGGCGGCAGCGCGCGCCCCAAGAAGCAGUUCAUCUGCAAGUACUGCAACCGGCAGUUCACGAAGAGUUACAAUUUGCUCAUCCACGAGCGCACCCACACUGAUGAGCGACCAUACUCCUGCGACAUUUGCGGCAAGGCAUUCCGGCGGCAGGACCAUUUGAGAGACCAUAGGUACAUCCACAGCAAGGAAAAGCCCUUCAAGUGCACCGAAUGCGGCAAGGGUUUCUGCCAGUCGCGCACCCUUGCGGUGCACAAGAUCCUCCACAUGGAGGAAUCUCCGCAUAAAUGCCCAGUCUGCUCGCGGUCCUUCAAUCAGCGCUCCAACCUGAAGACACACAUGCUCACACACAGCGAGCGCACAUGGGAGUGCACCGCAUGCGCGCAGAUGUUCUCCUCCUAUGGCGAUCUCAAAACACACGAGGUGCUCGUGCAUGCCGCGAAGGAGACACCCGAUCUCCUGCAAACCGCGGAUUCCACCCGCUUUGGGCUUGACCUCAGCACCCGGAAAACAGAGCGUGAGGUCGAUGACGCCGAUGAUCAGGAGGAGAUCAAUGUAGAUGAUCACGACGACGAGCAGGAGAUCACCACCAUGCCGGAGACCACCAGCUCCGUGCAGCAGAAGAAGAAGCCGCUGGGCUUCAGCAUCGAGGACAUCAUGAAGCGAUAAACAGUUUUAGUAGAGUCGAAUUGGCUGGAGCGAUUCAUUUCUGCGCACUUACAACUUCAAGUAAAUCUCGGCGUUGAUUUUUUUUCUUGAGGAGAAGAAAGUAAUUUCCAGAGGAACAAUGUCUUUAUAAAAAAAAUGUAAUUUUUAUUUAUGUAACGCAAUCGUGCUUAGUUUAUAAUCGACGAUUAUUGCUUGAAGUUGCCAUGCGAAAUGUAAUCGCGCUCGGCAGGCACACGAAUAGGUAUUAUGUGUAACCAAAGAAUUAAUGAUUACCUCAAAAAUCAACACGAAAUCCAAAACACUACACACAAUGAGAGAGAAUUAGCAUUGCUGCGUUAUGGUUGUUUAUUUUUAAGUUUUCUUUAUUAUUUUUUUUUUUGUAUAUUUAAAAUUUAGUUACAAGUAUAUUACUUUAAAGUUUAUGGUUGAAGACUGAAAACAUAAUUUAGUUACCUUUUAAUGUCAAAGAUAUAUCCACGAAUUUGUAUUGAGUGAACCGCAAAACGAUGUUAAACGAAUUAUUUUUGGGGAUUUUCUGUAAAUUUGUAGAUAGACUUGAUUAAAAGAAUUUGUUUUUAAGUUAAAAA